Amoebophrya sp. A120 is the source of this 3541-nucleotide messenger RNA. Lineage: Eukaryota; Dinophyceae; Syndiniales; Amoebophryaceae. The record is from the annotation of a GenBank genome assembly.
GUCAAAUUCAAAUAGAGGUCGACGUCGAUGUAGAGCAGUCAUCAAAUCCAUUUAGCUGUGUAAGUAUGCUUAGUAAAGUUGUAUGAUGUAAAGCUAAAGUGAGGAUGGCUCCCUACGGGAAAAUUAAACGCACAUUCCUUAUUCCGGGAAAAAAUCUUCGUGGUCACAACCUCAACAUGGUGUUCCACUUCUUAACCAGACUCUGGUUUUUCUAGGUGAAGUGGCUCCACAAGGAAUACAGGCGCGUAAGGACGAUGCGAUCGACGCGGAAAAUGAAGCUCUCCUUCCUCUGUUUGCUGUUGCGAACGUCACGGGUUUCACCGGCAUUUGGAAUUUAUCGGCGCGAGCUCGAUCAAAGCAUCAAAGCUAGAACAAGAUUAUUGCGGCAAGAGGAGGACGAGGACCCCUAUCAUUGGCAGGUGGACGUCGAUCACGAUGACGAUCAUCAUCACGACCGUAAAAAUGACAAGGCGCAUCGGGUGAAGGACCGGGGUCAUGACGCCCCGCGACGCGCAUUGGCACCAAGCGCUGGUGCGGAUGGUGCGGCUCUCGUAUCCGCGACAGGCGAUGCAGUUUCGUUUUCAGGACCCGCUGGUACCGGGCCCGCAUCACGUCGUCCGAGUUUCGUACAACUACAAGAUGAACGAAGCCGUGCUUCUAUCCCGAAUUCGAAUUUUUCAUACAUGAUGGAAGAUUCGGAUGAUUCUCGUGGCGGAGUGCAUUUGGUUCCAUUUAACGUGUGGGCAGCCGUAGCGGCAGAAGGUACUGGCGGCCGCCCAAAACCGAAUUCCCCUGCAAACACGGACGUUCAGAACUCGACGGAAAUGAAGAAUUCUGACGACGCCGAAGAUGGCACAGGCGCGCCAAGCACAAAAGCAGCUGGAGCGUUCCUUAUGGUGAUCGGCUUCGGAGACGCCCAAGAUCCAGCAAAGAUUUCGUCAUCUUCAAGUGAUGGAAAUAGCACGAACGAAGCAGCUGGAGCUAUUCCAGCAGGUUCGCGCGAGAAACUGACGAAGUUUGCUGCACGAAACGACUUCGGGAGCAAGGGGCCCCACGCCAUUCACCAUUGCCCAGCCGUACUGAUUUCCCGUCGGGGCAUCGGACUCGAGACCUCCCUCGCGCGCUGUUUCAAGGCUCUCCUACAAAUGGUCAAGAAGCACGUCCACCACAUUCACACUUACGCAGAUGCGGGCCACGGUCACGGACCUAGGGUUGUAUCAAGAUCAAUCUCGACACCACUAUCCACUUCCACUCCGCAAGUAGGUGGUGAGAUCGAGAUCGACAAGCGGCAGGGCCUCGACCGCGGCGUCGCCUUUCCGGAGCUCGUUUUUGUCUUCGAAGACGACGCGAUAUGGUUGGCCGAGGAAGACGUCAACGACGUGAGCGAAGCCCUUCUCCAGUCUUGGCCGAAAGACACCAGCAUCGUCCUGCUUGGGGCGCAGGAGUACCUCCAAGCCCCAAGGCCGGGCCGGCAACGGGCGCGUCACCGGAGUCGAAACGUUUCGCUCGUUUCGCAAGAUGUCGCCACUGGCUUUGGGACGCGCUAUCGGCUAGCUCAAGUUGGAUUCUCGUUCGGCUCGUACGGCUGGGCGAUUCGCACGGCUGACCUUCCGGACUUCGUCUCCACCUUCCUCGACCCAUCACUCGCCAAGGCGGCCCGCGACCCGCACCUCAACCUUGCGAUUGACAACGACUGGUACCCGUGGGCGGCGAAGAGAGGAAAGACCGUACGACUUCUAUGUCCGGUCGUGGUCGGGCACCGUGCUUCGUGGUCCCUGACUCAAAAUAGUACACAAAAAGCCCUGACGAAGCGGGAAUGUCCGCAGUCGCUGCUUCAGCCAGUAGCGACCCCCUUCGCCACCGCCUUCAUGUCGAACACAGAAACAUCACCGGAGACAUCGCCAUUUGGCGCCAGAGCAGAGAACGAUAACGACGCGGAGGGCGUGACUCAGGAUGUUGUUGGUAAAAGUGCAAUGGAGAGAAUCUACGGCAGCCACUUUCGCGUGUCGACCCGGUAUCGUGACAUCAUGGAGCUGCACCAGGCCUUUCAUGCCUUCCUUGCUUCGCCACUUUUUGCAGAUGCCCUCGGCGGACAGACUUGCCCAUACGCCCUCGGGUUCGGCAGUCUUCUUGGUUACGAGCGGCAUCAGGGAGUUUCCCCCUACGCAAAUGACGGCGAUGUUUUCGUUCCCAGAUCAUUUUUUCGUGUGGUCGAGCGCGCAGCAGUGCAAGAUAAAGGCUUGUUUACGUCUGCGUCUGGAACGAGUUACGGUGGCACAAGCACGAGCGGAAAGAACGGCGUCAAAUUUGUUACCUUCUCGUUUUCGCAGAGAAGGAUGGAGGACCAGCCCCGUCUGGGAGAGUCACCAACCCAACACGUUUCUCAACCGGCGAAUAAAAGCAGCUUCCAAGAAGCGGAUUCCGCGCAGAGGGUCCCAGAUGAACGCUCGUCUCUAGCCGUUGCAGACGAGAAGGUGGCAGUCACGUACACCUCCGCGCCUGUAGAUUCUAUAGACGAAAUUCUUGCUGCUUCCGGCGCAAAGUACCUUCUACAUUUGAGCGACGAGAGCUGGACUUCUUACACCCAUCUUGCAAUCCAAAAGCAAUCCGCGCGAGAGCAGGUGAAGAAAGCACACGGCACCUGGGCCAUGCAGUGGGGCCCCCCGAUGGGGGGUCGCUUUGUGAUGCAGCACGACCCGAACAAAGAUGUGGCCGAGACGAGGGAAGGGAGUUCUCCGAUAGAAAUAACGGAGCGGAGCAAUCCCGAACUGCUACCGGACGGUUCAGGCGGAAAGCGAUACACCUACAUCGAUCUCGCUGUGUUGGACCCAACGUAUGGCGCACCGACACACAUAUCCUGCAAGGCGGGCUACAAAACUAGUCCAGAUGAAGCAGUCGGGUUCUCCCUUCUUGAACAACAAGAGCGGAGUAAUACACGGUGGUGCUGGACCGACUUAUGGACUGCGCUGACGGGGGAAGAAACUGCAACUGGUGAAAAGGCAGAGACUGCGAAGCAGAAAGACGGCGCUAACGCACAAGAAGAAGAUCUCUCAUCCGCCAUCAAGCAUUUUCCACCCACCCAGGAGGUCCUGCUGCACGAUGUCAGGAAGCAGGACACUGCAUCUCCGACCGCGCGGCUGCUCACGUCACGGGUGCGUGUUUUUGCAAAUUCUACCUUGCGCGACAACAUGCUGAAAGGGUGCUACGGCGAGAACUAUCUAACCCCCGACCACCUUUGGAAUCAGGAAUCGCAGCUCUGGAUGGUGGUGAAUAAUAAAUAAUCGUGAGAGGAUUAGGCCCUUUUCCUAUGGUUUGGCGUCACUUCUAUUAAAUAUGCAUUGCUCCGUAUGCCUCUGCACUCUUCCUUGAAGAUGAUCCUGUUCAUGUCGAUGUCUAUGUGUGUGAGUAAUGUUUUCUUUUAUCUUUUGUACAACAGGAAAAUUCUCGUAACCGUUGCCGCUUGCACCAAACUUUUGUAGGAUUUACGACUCGCGAGGCUGUCGUCUAUAGGACGUUAGAUGAUAAUGACCAGCAAAGGCAA